This is a messenger RNA of Eruca vesicaria subsp. sativa (arugula), 858 nucleotides long. NCBI's taxonomy places the organism in Eukaryota, Viridiplantae, Streptophyta, Magnoliopsida, Brassicales, Brassicaceae. The record is from the annotation of a GenBank genome assembly.
CCAUAGCGACUCCAGGCUCUUCGUGUUCUGAGAAGCACGGCGUAUGAGGAUCAAUGAACACGGAAUCUUCUGAGAUAACUUGUACCCAAAAUCGAAUCUCCAAUGAGAAGAAGCCGUCUUCCAUACGAGAAGAAAAUAUCAUUCUCCACAAUAACUAAAAUUGAUCAGAUUCUCCAACCCAUCGCGAGAUCAAUAUAGGAUAAUGUUUAAGCAUAAGCUUCACGAAGCAUUCAAAGGCACGGUGGAGAGGGUCACAGGUCCUCGCACGGUCACGGCGUUCAAGGAGAAAGGAGUACUCAGCGUCAGCGAGUUCGUGCUCGCUGGACAUAAUCUUGUCUCUAAGUGCCCUACUUGGUCAUGGAGCAGCAGAGGGAGGAAGUACUGCACUGCACACGCAUCAUGCUUCCUCGCCAAGGUAAUAUCUUCUACAUAGUCUCUUGCCAUCUCUUCGCUCUCUCCCCUUCUCUGAAAAACCAUUGUGUCUUUGUAAAUCUGUGUCGCAGUGAGAGAGAAAGAGAGGAGAUAGUUCCUGCUCUGAAUGGUGAUAUUGCAGAAGAAAACACUGGUGUUGAGCGGAAAGCAGGCAAUGGAGGAGGAGGUUAUACAGUGCACAUAACUCUGUCAAGAGCGCGAGCAUGGUCUGUUCUACAUUCAUUGGUGUCCAAUCCUAAAUCUGCAAGAGGUAGUUAGUAAUUGAUUAUCAAAGAUAGAGAUAAAAAGUGGAUCAUGUACGGAGUAUGUAGCUUACUACUUAUUGUUGUUGUUAUGUAAGUUGGGAAGAAGAUAAUGAAACAAUUAUGGAACUUAUUGAUUGAGUUUAUGAAACACUCGCAAUCUAAUACACAGUUUACGUUUUCA